AGGAUAGUUUUCAGACUUGAUUGUUGUCCCUACAUCUAGGGAAAAGCCAGCCUUGUGGCAACUUUAGUUCACAGGUCCGCUGCAGUCACCAUGAUGGUCGCACAGGCUAGCUCAAAACUGUUGACAUCUGUGGUAUUGGUGUAUGUGUGUGUGUUAAAUGGCACAAUGUAAAGUGACCUAUUAGCACUGUGCAAUAUGCCUACUCGUGCAUUCAACGCCUUUUGAUAUGCAACGUGUCCGGAAGAUUCAUUUAUUUUCUGUUCAGUAGCCUAGGCAGUGCAGACUGUUCAGGGAAGUCGCUGCACCUGUAGGCUCAGUUGGCCUACAUGCUGAGCCAAUUAGCCCAUGUUUGAUGGAGUACAUGCUCAAACGUAUUUUUGCAUGUUUGACAUUAACGUUUAAUGUGACUAUUAUAUGUAGCCUAUUUGUUUUGCAUGAUAGCCUAAUUAUAGGGCAUUGAUAUAGGGCCUACACAGCAUAUUGUUUUUGCUCGAUGGUGUUUUAUGCCCCCAACGUCGAGGCAGGGCUGCCACCGCUGACUUAAAGGCACCUAAUCCUAAACCUAACCUAACCUUAUCCAUGCUGAACCCUAGUGCUUUUCAGGCAGCGCUGCCUUGAAGACAACGUUAGGGGCAUAAAACACCAAGAAACAUUGUGCUCAGUCCUCUGCCACUGUUGGAAUUUCCUUUGCGUCUCACCACCACCACAGUCGAGGUUGGCUGGCGAAAUUGGAAGGCGAAGAACAAAGUUAAUAUACCCUCAGCUGCUAAUGAUAAAUUCCGUAAGAAUAUAUGGGCAGAGAAUCAGGCAGCUGCCACAUAUGGGCAGAGAAUCAGGCAGCUGCCACAACAAGAAAUACUUGGAGGGCAAAAGUCGCUUUAUCAUGGACCUGAAUGAGCUGGCCACCCUGACACCUGAGGAGUAUGGCGUUCGACUGGGAGCAAAAACUACAUCAAGUGAAGAAGGGAGACGAGGACGGAAGCCCACGUCACGCCUCAGACUGGACUAUAGGACACUGGGCUUUGUAACCCCUGUAAAGAAUCAGGUACUUCUUAAAUUAACCUAAUAUGGGUAGCGAGAACUUGUGUUGACAAAUCUGGUAAGUUUAAGAGGAAGAUGAUGCACACAUUUAAUUUCCCACCUACAACCUCCUUUUCUGCUGUGAGCAUAUGACCACCUGGAGGAUGCUUCUCGAUGUCACUACACUUCAUUCUAAAACCCAGACUUCUUUCAAAGGGGUGGUGUGGGUCUUGGUUUAUUUUAGCAACAGGGUCAAUUGAAGGUCAGCAUUUUAAGAAGACGAGACACCUCAUUUCACUGAGUGAACAAAACCUGGUCGACUGUUUCACAACUCAGACAUAUGGGUGCAAUGGAGGAUGGAUGGGGGAAGCAAUGCAGUUUGUUAAAAAUAAAGGCAUUCAUUUGGAGGCAAAUUAUCCAUACGUUGCCCGGGUAUAUGAUGAGCCAUCCUUCAGCACCAAGUAUGUAAACCACACAGUUCUAUUGGUGGGCUAUGGGUUUGAGAAAGGAGUUCUAUACUGGAUCAUAAAGAACAGCUGGGGCACUGGCUGGGGAGAGAUUGGCUACAUGAGAAUGGUCAGAGAUGGGAGAAACAUCUGUGGCAUUGCCAACUGAGUGUGUCCAGUUAUGUGAACCCAGCUCACAGGGAUUCAGUUAGUGACUUGUCACUACUUAUUGCCAUCAGAAUUAUGUUGGAAUAAACAUCAUUGACAUAUGAACGAUGCUGAGCUUUUCUUGUGAAUAACAAAGGUGAUCUUGCCUGCAGCCAUUAAAACCACCGAAUGCGAGAAUUGGCACUUGGUCACGUUUAACUAAACACACUGGGUAACUUUUUAGAGUCCUGCAUGGGACAGUUCCAAGCUUCAAUUACUCAACCAGUCCAUUAAAGGGUCAGAGCAGUAGGGCGGCACAGGCAAAGACUGCAUUAUCCUCUAGGCUUGGGCUACGUCACCAUCACAAUCAGGGAUGUAGUGGUAAAAUAAGAGGUGGGUAAACUAUGAA
Messenger RNA from Alosa sapidissima (American shad), 2022 nucleotides. RefSeq names its product digestive cysteine proteinase 1-like. The transcript is spliced from 6 exons. The record is from RefSeq and is a predicted model, not a curated record. Gene Ontology annotation, molecular function: cysteine-type endopeptidase activity. Gene Ontology annotation, cellular component: lysosome. Bases 1195 to 1635 code for a protein of 146 amino acids. NCBI's taxonomy places the organism in Eukaryota, Metazoa, Chordata, Actinopteri, Clupeiformes, Clupeidae.